Molecule: messenger RNA, 3323 nt
Organism: Hemiscyllium ocellatum (epaulette shark)
Lineage: Eukaryota; Metazoa; Chordata; Chondrichthyes; Orectolobiformes; Hemiscylliidae
Product: E3 SUMO-protein ligase PIAS3-like
Exons: 14
Coding region: 60-2009 (649 amino acids)
Biological process (GO): protein sumoylation; regulation of transcription by RNA polymerase II
Molecular function (GO): zinc ion binding; SUMO ligase activity; transcription coregulator activity
Source: RefSeq, a predicted model, not a curated record
UGCGUGAUGACGUCACACGGGGUUUGGUGUCGGGCCCGGGGUCGAGGCGAUGCCCGGAGAUGGCGGAUGGUGGAGAAUUGCGGCACAUGGUGAUGAGCUUUAGAGUGUCGGAACUCCAAGUGCUGCUGGGAUUCUCUGGCCGGAAUAAGACAGGCCGUAAACACGAGCUGCUGACCAAAGUGCUGUACAUGCUGAAGUCUGGCUGCAGUCCAGCUGUGCACAUGAAAAUCAAAGAGCUCUACAGGCGCCGCUUCCCACGCAAGAGCCACGCCACCAUGGAGUUGCCUUUGCUGUCUGUCCAGAAUGCUGCAGCUCACCCCUCAGCCAGUGCGUCGCUGGCCCUCAGCAGCAACCCACAGCUUCACUACAGUACCUCUGCUGCCUCGGCCUUGGUGUCCCCAUUGCUGUCUCCUCUCAGCAUGCUCACUCCCAAGCGAGAAUUAGAUUUACAACAUCUGUCGCCUCCAGUGCAUCCAGACGUCAAAAUGAGGAGACUGCCAUUUUAUGACAUCUAUGAUGAGCUGACCAAACCGACUACAUUAGUAUCAAGUAAUGGGCAGCGGUUUGAGGAAGCUGUUGUUACGUUUGCAUUGACCCCACAGCAAGUUCAACAGAUCUGCUCAUCCAGAGACUUGUUACUUGGAGCAAAAGGCGAUCACACAGUCCAGGUGCAACUGAGAUUUUGUUUGUGUGAGACUAGCUGUCCUCAGGAGGAUUACUUCCCUCCUAAUUUAUUUGUGAAAGUCAAUGGGAAGCUCUGCCCUUUACCGGGUUAUCUUCCUCCCACUAAAAACGGAGUGGAACCAAAACGACCCAGUCGCCCCAUCAAUGUUACUUCACUCAUCAAGCUCACAGCCACCAUCCCUAAUAUGAUCACCAUUAACUGGUCCUCCGAGUACGGCAGGAAUUAUUCAGUUUCUGUGUAUCUAGUCAAACAGCUCACGUCAGCAACGCUACUGCAAAGACUGCGAGCAAAGGGGAUCCGGAAUCCCGACCACUCAAGAGCUCUGAUCAAAGAAAAGCUGACAGCAGAUCCUGACAGUGAGAUUGCCACCACAAGUUUACGUGUUUCGCUCAUCUGUCCACUGGGAAAGAUGAGGCUGUCAGUGCCAUGCCGGGCAGUCACCUGCACACACCUGCAGUGCUUUGAUGCAACUCUCUACCUACAAAUGAAUGAGAAGAAGGCCACGUGGGUUUGCCCUGUAUGUGACAAGAAAGCACCUUAUGAGAACCUGAUCAUUGAUGGGCUGUUUAUGGAAAUCCUCAAUUCCUGCACUCACUGUGAUGAGAUCCUCUUCAAGGAGGAUGGGUCCUGGAGUCCAAUGCAACCAAAGAGAGUAAAGCAAGAGCCCUACUGGUCAUCCUACAGCAGUAUUGAUGCCAGCACCAUUUAUAAGGAGCCACCAUCACGAGGGAAAUACUGCUCCCAAAGCAGCCAGAAUACGGAGGUGAUUGACCUGACAUUAGACAGUUCAUCAGAUGAGGAUGAAGCUCCAAUGAAAAGACACUGUCAUGUUGUGACCCCGACAAACUUGCCCUCAGUCAACAAGCAGUUGCUGAACCUUCACCAGCUCUCACCAAUGCUGCAGAGUCCUGCGACAAAUGUGGUUACGUCCGAAUACCUCCCAUCUCUCUCUAUUCCAGAAUACCAGUUCUCCUACCAGAUGCCUCCACUACCAUCUGACAUUCAAGGUUUAGAUUUAUUUUCUUUCUUGCAAGCAGACAGUCAGCAUUACAGUUCCGUUAUCAGCAGCUCCUCCGAGGACCAGACUGCCAUGCGAUCAUCACUCAACCACUUCUUCCAGUUCACGUCCUCGCCGCAUUUCCUGGAACCUGUGGUUAGCUCGACAAGUGGAAUGCAUGGCUCAGCCAACAGGAGUAGCAGCAUCUCCAGCAGUGUACUGAGAAGCAGUCAGCAUAGUCACCCUGAGACGACAACUCUAAACAGUGGCAGCACAAUCAGUGCACCUGGCUCCAGCCACGGGUUAGAUAUUAUCUCUUUAGACUAAGGAAACACUAAUCAAUCAUGACCAGGAAUGUUCUCCACUCUGAAAACUGCUGCAAAACUUGAAUCUGAAGUCAGCUGGUCGGAGAUUACUCCACAGACCCCAGAGGAAGUGUUUCCUCUGUAUUAGUCAUUUGACUAAAUCCCCGGGUGACAUAAGAGCACAGGGCACCCACUGCCUGGGCCUGAAUCCUGGAGCAUGCCUUCUGUUUAAAAACACAAGGCAAUUAGGUGGUGGUUUGUCAGAUAGUGCUGAGGAUCUGGCCUUGCCCCUUCCCACCUCUGUCUCAUAUAAAGAACAGCUCACAGAGAUCUGGUGACAUUAGCUUCAGAGUUGCACUUUGCUUGCAUGCAGGCCCCUGGAUCAGCUGUCUGUGACUGUAUCCACAAUUCAACCAAAGUGUGUUUCAGUUCUCUAGUAAAGUUUGGUCAUGAACCAAAGAUUAAUUAUGUCAGAUUUAAGGCCGUACCACAAGGAGUAAAGAAUGAAAGGAAACUUUGGUAAGAUGAGAUGAAACUUAGACUAGUGGAUUAUGGAGAGAAAUUUAGCUAUGGGCAGCUUUGAACAUUGUGAACUGCAAAAGGGAACUGACCUGAGAUUUUCAGGGGUCUCGAUGAUGGUUACUGUGAUUCCCUCUCCACAGACCCAAGCAGACAUGAAGGCUAAGAUCAGCCUCUUGUCAGUCCUGGAUCCACCAGGAUUUCCAAAGGGGCUGGUUGGCCUGGGUUGAGGCUGGGGAGUGAUGUAGGGACACAAUAGGGAAUUCUAAACAUAUUGCAAAGUGUUGUCACUUUUUAAAAUAUAAUUUCCAAUAUAUUUUAUCAAUGUAAAAUCUUUCCCUUUUUUAAAAGAAUUAUAAACGAGCAUUGUGUAUAGAGAAAGCAAAUGAUCUAUUUUCUGUUGCAGCUAUUUUGUAAAUACAUAUUAUGAAAAAACAAACCGAUUUUAAAAAAGCAAUUCCAAAGAUUAUCCUCUACGGCAGGCCAGUACUCGUGAGAGUUAGACUCCACGUGCCUGUUUAACUGUGGAUGCCUCUAUUCAUCCGUUUUAAGGUCAUUUUCUUCCAAUACUGUUCAGUGAAUAACCAGUGUUCUGAGAGACUGGGGUGAUGCUUAAUGCCUGUUGUGGAUGAUGGGAUCCAGAGCUGAAAGCUUCACUCAUCUGGACAGACAGAGACUGCCUUGUCCCACUUACUUAAAGGACCUGGUGAAGCUGUGGCAAAGGGACAAGGGGUGUUUGGGUUUUAUUGGCUGAAAGAAUUCAAAUGUUUUACUGUGUAUCGAGUCUGUUGCAAUUAAAGGAUGAGGAAAUCGGGAA